This is a messenger RNA of Drepanopeziza brunnea f. sp. 'multigermtubi' MB_m1, 2916 nucleotides long. The record is from RefSeq and is a predicted model, not a curated record. Lineage: Eukaryota; Fungi; Ascomycota; Leotiomycetes; Helotiales; Drepanopezizaceae.
AUGUCCUUUUCAAUACCUUCAAGAUCGCUUGCUAGAGCUUCACGAGUAUUGCCAAGGUCCAAUGGCUCCUGCUUCACGGCCUGUAGCCUCCAGCGUAGGACUUUGGCCGAUGUGUCUGGCGACAACAUGACCCUGCCCUUGAAGGGUUACAAGGUGCUGGAUAUGACGAGAGUUCUCGCAGGACCGUACUGCACGCAAAUUCUCGGCGAUUUGGGCGCAGAGGUUAUAAAGGUCGAACAUCCCACCAGAGGUGACGAUACAAGAGCAUGGGGCCCCCCAUACGCGAAGUAUAUUGAAGGCUCUGGCAGAGACGGCGCAGGUGAAAGCGCAUACUUUCUUGCCGUAAAUCGAAACAAGAAGUCUUUGGGACUAUCAUUUCAGCACAAAUCUGGCGUCGAGGUGCUACAUAGGCUAGCUGCAGAAAGCGAUAUUUUGGUAGAGAACUAUCUACCUGGAAGCUUGAAGAAGUAUGGGAUGGACUUCGAGACGCUCUCCAAAAUUAACCCGCGGCUGAUAUAUGCCUCUAUUACUGGAUACGGACAGACUGGGCCUUAUUCAAACCGGGCAGGCUACGAUGUGAUGGUUGAAGCUGAAUUUGGACUAAUGCAUAUCACUGGAAGUCGAGACGGUCCUCCCGUGAAGGUCGGUGUUGCUGUAACAGAUUUGACCACUGGGCUCUAUACCAGCAAUAGUAUCAUGGCCGCGAUUAUUGCUCGAGCAAGGACAGCUUCGAUCGUGCCAUAUCAAUCAUACAAGACCAAAGAUGGAGAUAUCCUGUUUGGGGGCGGCAAUGACCGGCUCUUUGGUAUUCUGUCAGACGGUCUCGGUCACCCAGAAUGGAAGAAUGACCCGAGAUUUGCGAUCAACGCACAAAGGGUAACCAACCGGAUAGAACUUGACGGAUCUAUUGAAGCUAUAACGAAGACGAAGACCACGAAAGAGUGGCUCGACGUUUUUGAAGGGAGUGGUAUGCCGUAUGCGGCAGUGAACGAUGUUCAAGGGACACUGAAUCACGAACAUAUCCUGGCCCGAGGUAUGGUCCAGGAGAUGGAGCACGAGGCUUGUGGGCCGAUAAGAAUGGUCAAUACGCCUGUCAAAUACAGCGAGAGUAAACCUAGCAUCAGGAGUGUCCCACCGAUGCUAGGAGAGCAUACUGAUGAGAUUUUGCGGGAUAACUUGGGCUUGAGCAAGAGUGAGAUCGAGGCCCUAAAAGCAGAGGGGGUUAACUACCGCCCCGGUGGCUUCCACCCCGUGCACCUUGACGACGUCUUCAAAAAGGGCCGGUACAUCGUCAUCCACAAGCUCGGUCACGGGGGCUUCGCGACCGUCUGGCUUGGCCGAGAUACGGUGCGCAAACGCUACGUCGCGCUCAAGAUCCUAGCUGCGCGUCUCUCGCGCGACUGUCCCGAGGUUGAAAUCCUGAGGAGGUUGAAGAAGAGUGAGGACCACAAGGGGAAGGCCUAUGUGAUGAGCUUGCUGGACCACUUCUGGAUUGAUGGCCCGAAUGGGCGGCAUUUGUGUGUGGUCAGUGAGGUGGGCGGACCGAGUAUUAAGCAGUUCAAUAAUUGUCCGGGUUUCGCGAGUGGAACGAGGAGGCUGAAAGGGGUGGUGGCGAGGAAGGUUGCGUUGCAGGCGGCGGAGGGGCUGGCGUAUAUACAUUCCACUGGUAUUGUUCACGGAGACUUCACUGCUGCGAAUAUCUUACUCCAACUCGCUAACAUCGACGAGUGGAGCGUUGAUGAAAUUCACGAGAGGUUGGGCAAGCCACAGACGCAAGCCCUGCAUAGAGCCUCUUCACAAGCGCACGGGUACACAGGCCCAGAAUACACAGUCACGGCUAUCAAUAUGAAGCUCGUAGAUUCUCGGUGGCUCUCUGGCCAGGUGAUCAUCAUCGAUUUCGGCAUUGCUUUCAUGGAAGAGCAGUCCUCAACUGAUAUCGGGACUCCGAAGAACUAUCGUGCGCCAGAAUUCAACUUCAAAGGUCCAAGGAGUAUCAGCUCCGAUAUCUGGGCGUUAGGGUGCACCAUUUUCGAGAUCCGCACAGGCUCGUGCUUGUUUCAAUAUCGAGGGUCCCCUACGCGAGACCAGAUGUUGGUCACCACUGUCAAGAUCAUGGGGAAGCUGCCUGCCAUGUGGUGGGACAAAUGGGAGGCAGGCCGGACCUGGUACGAUGUUGAAAUACAGUCUGGUGGACAGCUCGUGGACAUCGUGGCCGGGACACUUUUCCAAGAAAUUAUGAAGAUUGGUAUCCACGACGGAAACCCAGAGACCUCCCACCCAACUUUUAGAGAUCUAGGCUUCGGGGAAGACAACGUGAUCGAGCACGAGAGCCUGAAAAGAAAGCAUUCCUCCUCAGAAAAGCAUCUGAAUACUACCGAUGGUCUAGUAGCCCUUGUCGAAGAACUGACCACCAGCGAAGCGGAAGGCAUAGUUGCCGAUCUGGACAAACGCAGCCCCGAGUCCUCCCACCACGAGAAAAAGAAUUCCGGCACGGGUUCAUCGAACAAGAGCAAAAGCGGAGAUGCUCCAGGGUCGCCAAACCAGAAGAGUGGCAAUGCUAAUUCAGGAUUAUCCAAUUCGAAAAGUGGAGAUGGUUCGGGGUCGUCGAAUGCGAAAAGCGGGGAGAAGAGCAUCUCGUCUGAAGGAAUUCCCACGGGUCCUGCCCGUAAUCUGGGAGCAACGAUCGGGUCGGCUCUUGGGAUUAUGGAUGGUAAGGAGGAGCGCCAGCCACAUCGUAACGAUGUCGCCGAGCCUGUCAUCAAUGGGGAGCUCCUCGAACCGUCUGGAACAGUCAUUACUGUUGUCGAAGCACUUGCGCUGGAGAACCUGUUGAGAAAGGCGAUGCAGUUUAGGCCAGAGAACAGGGAGUCUGCUGCUGAGCUGGCCAAGCAUGAUUGGUUUUACAAGGAAUUCUGA